This is a messenger RNA of Linnemannia hyalina, 2145 nucleotides long. NCBI's taxonomy places the organism in Eukaryota, Fungi, Mortierellomycota, Mortierellomycetes, Mortierellales, Mortierellaceae. The record is from the annotation of a GenBank genome assembly.
AUGGUCGUCCACACUCAAUCCACGUCCACGUCCACGUCCACUACCCUCACCCCUACCACCUCUAACAAGCAGAUCCGCAACGAGUAUGUCACAGCAUGGCUCAGCCAACAGACUAUCGACCCCGUCGACUGCGACGAUUACCGCGACACGAACCAGAUGGAAGAUCACUAUGUCAUCACUGUCUCACAACAACACGAUCAGUACCUCCUCCAUCCAAGCGCCAUCGCCUCUUCAUCUCACAGCGCCUAUCGACACCUUCUCCCUCAAGCCAACCAUUCCACCGCAUCAACCUCAAGAACCAACAACCUUCCUCAAGGUCACCGUCGUUGUCUCUCCUUGAUGAACCCUACGACCUCACCGGUUACACCGACAAUGGCGAUCUCCUACGAAGAGCAAAUGCAACACGAGCUCAACUGGCAUCGCCAAAAUUAUCAGCCCCUCCACGCCACCACAGCCACCACAACUCCACAACAGUAUUCAGAAGCCCCCAUCCAUCCCUUUGCAGAAGAGCCCCUGGCCUACCACGAACCCCCUCAGCGGUCCGCAGAAGAACUUGCCUGGGAACGCCACAAUUACUACCUGCGUCUCCAGGCCGAGGAGGAGGAUCUCAUCGAGCGACUCCAGUCAGAUCGCAAGCAAUGUCGAGGACACUGCACCCAGAACAAGCCGUUGACUCAGCUCUGGCAGCCCCGCCAGGAUCCCUCGUCUUCUGUCGCCAGGACUGGGUCCCUCAACCGGCUCGCUGGCCCCUCAAUGCUUUCUGCGGAGACUUCGCGAGUUCUUGGUCUCUGCCGGACCAGCACCCUUUCGGCCGUCAAAAAAAUCGGUCGUGCUAAAAAGGACGCAACCAACCGCACAAGCCGCUCCAUUCGUCCAAUGUCUACCAUCACCGCUGCGAACAAUAACUCCACAACCAGCAGCAAUACUGUCGAUGACAACAUCUUGACUCAAGGUCUGGGAAUCCAUUCCUACGGACGCACUAUUACCACGACCUCGAACAUAUCCGCAGCAACUGCAUCAUCCUCAACAUUCUUCUCGUUCUCCCCCAAGGCUACUUUGUCUCCCUCGGUCACGACGGGUGGUGCAUCGUCGCCUUCUCCCAUUCCCAAGAAGCUGAUCAAGGAUCACUUUGGCCCCUCCCUCAAAUCCUUGGCACGUCGAUGCUCGACUCGGUUCUCCCGCAGUUCCUCCCGUCCCAACUCGUAUGCUGGUUCUACAGGCGACGCGGUGGCCGACUAUCCUCUUGGACGUCACAGCCUGGGCUCUCGCCCUUCACAGCAACAACACAAGCAGCGUGGUCACUUGUAUGACUUUAAGCAGCUUCCCACAGGACCCACCGGAGGAUCGACCGAGAUCUCCAAGUUAAGCGGUCGCCCACAGGAGGGUCACCCCCGGCGGUCAUUGACGACCGAGCGUGUCCCCGUCCACAGGACCGUGACGUUGUUCCGAUCCAAGUCGACACGCGCACCUUCCUCAGCUUCGAUGAUGGGGGCCAAGAAGGACGAUCGCAGCUCAGCCCCGAUCACGACUGUGCUCGACUUGCCGUAUCGCCCCCACCGCAACUCUCUCAGGUUUGCGAAUGGCCGCGGUUUGGACUUCUCGAGCACCCCCAGCCCCACCACGGCCAGCAGCAGCUCCGCCCACAGUGCCCGCAGCAGUGCGGAUACCAAGGCUGACACUGGAAGCAAUAGCGAGAACAAGGAGACGACGGCGGUCCCUGUGGUUACUGGUGCGCUUGUCGACAUCGAUUCGACGGUGGUCAUUUCGUCAGCGGCCCCCACGUCGGUUCUGAAUCUGGAAGAGCACGAGUCGAUGCGUCAACAGAUUGUUGCGAUUUUGUCGUUGGAUCGCAACGAUAUGCGUCGUCGACCCUCGUCCAGACCAAAGUCUCGCAGCACGACUCCUGGUCUUUCGUCUUCUUCCUCUGACCACCCUGCUCUCUCGGAGGAAUUGCAGGACGAGCAAGUGCCACAGGAGUAUCUCUCACCCCUGGCGGUGGAAGCUCAAGAGAUCCUGCCGGCGGACCACUUGAAGAUGAUUCAAGAACAGGAGGUCGCGGCAGAGCUUGCCGACCCUUGUGAACACAUUGCGUUCAUGCUGGUGCCCAAGUCUCAAUACGAAUUUCAGCCCUUGAUCGCCCACUAA